GAACACAGAGACAGUGACAAGCCGCUCGCUGCACAGUCACACGUCGCCGAGGCUGAUGGUUAACAAAGAGGGGAGCGCACGUCACAAAAGACUCACCCUGGAUCUCACCACAGGAUGUUACUCUGGCAGGCGCUGUCGCUAAGUGUGGCUGUGUGUGUGUGUGCGUGGGUGUGAGUGUGUGUGUGUCUAUGUGGGAGUUACGCUGUGUGUAAUAGAGAGCUGUGGGGACUCCAAGCAGUAGGACGUGUGAUAGCUGGAGGGCACUAUUAAUUUUCUAAAAGGCGUUGUUUACUAAGCCUCUCAGCUUCAAACUGUCUCAAGAUAUUCACAUCUGCAACUCUCACACACACACGCACACACACACACACACACACAUGCUCGUGCACGUAGAGGCUACUGCUGCGGAUUUCAGUUAACUGUUUGCCAUGACUGGCGUAAUCAACCUCAGCUGUCCACGGUGCGCUCUGGGAAAGUGUGUGUGUGUGUGUAUGUGUGUACUUGUGUGUACAUUAUGUCUAGAUGUUCUGAAACUGUCGGCAAACUAUGAUUUAAAGUCACCUUGUCAUUAUCGCUGUAAUACAAUCUCUUGAUGAUAGACACAAUCCUAACUGCUCGUAGUGGCUGCCCUCUACCCUGAUUCCUAACUUCAUACAAAUAAAAUGGCAUCGUAAGUUAGUACAUAUAAAAUGAUAAAUUGUUGCAAUAAUUACCUCUUUAUUAUCACACCAAUAAAAGAGAGCAUUUGCCUUGUGCUUUGUUCCUCUUUGGGCUCAACAUCCCGACCAUAACGCCCCGUUGUGUGCACUCACUAGACCUCACUAGACCUCAUCUGACGUGCUAUCUCUGCAGUUGAAACCAUUAACUUUAUCUGCAGCAGUAUAUUUUCUGUUGUGCUUCCUCCGCUGUCUGAGCUUCUCCAUGCAGGCCGGAGUGCGAUGCUGCUGUGUGUGCUGCGCCGGAGGCUCAGACUACGAGGAUGCCCCGCCGGGUCUGCGUGGGACAGCAGCUGAGGGGGCUUCUCCGGGGUCGAGCUGGUCCCUGAGAGCUCGGCUGGAAACAAAGAGAGAGAAGAAAAGCGAAGCUGACUGUUUCCAGUCCAGGACGGCUGACGAGGCCUGCGUGGCGGUGAGGAUUGAACCCUCCAGAGCUCUGGGCAGCAGCCCGGCGUGCGAGCAGAGCGACCCGCCCAGUGUGCACGCGUGUCUGAAGCGAGCGAGCGGCGAAGGUGUCAAUGGAAGAUGCUCUUUCUGCAGGCCGAGGCAGCUCUCUAAACCAAAAGUGCCUCCUAAGCCGCUACAUCUCCAGAGCCCGGUGACGGAUGUCAAGUCCCCGCUGGACCACAUCCAGAAAGCACCACUAAAACCGGUCAUGGAGGAGGCAGGAGGAGGAGGAGGAGGAGGAGGAGGAGUAAUGAGAGGAUCUGUGACCCGCGAGAAAGUCAGAGAGAUGCACUCCAAAGUCUCAGACCUCAUCCACCGCUUUGAGGAGAACAGCACCGAGAGCCGGAGAGACGGCUCGCCGCUCAGACAGACCGGCAAGAUGUCCGCCGGCAGCCCGGCUCACCGCGCCCGCCAGAGGCAGACGGAGACCGCCGGCGCUCAGGAGAACCACUCCUCCGGACCCACCUCGCCGCAGGAUGCCCACCAACCGCCGACCAACGGGACGUUAGCUCAGAUGGAGCGGGACGAGGAAGAGGUCAAGGUGGAUACCCCGGAGGAGAGGACCGAUGGCAGCGUGAGGCUCGAGGCUGAUGGGCUGGUGAACGGCGACGCGGAGCAGACUGCUGAUCCCUCACCUCCACGAACACCUGAGACACACAGCGCCUCUGACAAGGAGGACGCUGGGACCCAAAUACUAAGUGAGCAUGGGGCCGAAGAAGGGAGCCCCGACCAGAAGGAGACGAAUGAACAGAAGCUGUUUAAGAUCGCCAGCGAGCUGCUGCACACCGAGAAGGCCUACGUAGCGCGACUUAACCUGCUGGACCAGGUAUUCUGUGCCAAGCUCAUGGAGGAGGCAAAUAAAGGGACGUUCCCUGUGGACGUGGUGAAGAACAUCUUCUCCAACAUCAGCUCCAUCAACGCCUUUCACAGCCAGUUUCUGCUUCCGGACCUGGAGAAGCGCAUGGGAGAAUGGGAGUCCACCCCUCGCAUCGGAGACAUCCUGCAGAAACUCACACCCUUCCUCAAGAUGUACGCAGAGUACGUGAGAAAUUUCGACAACGCCAUGGAGCUGGUGAAACAGUGGACCGACCGGUCGCCUCAAUUCAAGGCCAUCAUCCAGGAGAUACAGAGCCAAGAGGUCUGCGGCAGCCUGACGCUCCAGCACCACAUGCUGGAGCCCGUGCAGCGAGUCCCUCGCUACGAGAUGCUGCUGAAAGACUAUCUGAAGAAGCUGCCUCAGGACGACCCUGACCGACAGAAUUCAGAGAAAUCGUUAGAAAUUAUCGCCACAGCAGCGACCCACUCCAACAGCGCCAUUCGGAAAUCGGAUAACCUGAAGAAGCUGAUGGAGAUAUACGAGAUGCUGGGUGAGGAGGAGGACAUCGUCAACCCCUCUAACGAGUUCAUCAAGGAGGGCCACAUCCUGAAGCUGGCGGCCAGGAACACCUCGGCCAUGGAGCGAUACCUCUUCCUGUUCAACAACAUGCUGCUGUACUGCGUGCCCAAAUUCAGUCUGGGAGGACCGAAGUACACGGUGAGGACGCGGAUCGGCAUCGACGGCAUGAAGGUCCUGGAGACGGCCAACGAGGUCUACCCUCACACCUUCCAAGUGUCCGGGAAGGAGAGGACGCUGGAGCUACAGGCCAGCUCGGAGCAGAACAAGGCCGAUUGGAUUAAGGCUUUCCGGAAGACCAUCGAGAUCUUCCAGCAGAAAAACGAGUCAUUCAAGAACGCUCUGAAAGACGUGGAGGAAGUGUCGAAUGCAGAGCUGGGGAAGCGCGCCCCUCGAUGGAUCCGCGACAACGAAGUGACGAUGUGUAUGAAGUGCAAGGAGUCGUUCAACGCCCUGACGCGGCGGAGGCACCACUGCAGAGCCUGUGGCUAUGUGGUGUGCUGGAAAUGUUCAGACAACAAAGUCGCGCUCGAAUACGACGGCAACAAGAUGAACAAAGUCUGCAGAGACUGCUUGUCCAUCCUGUCGGGAGAAACGAGAGUCGAGGGCAAGAAGAAGGGCAUCCUGGAGAUCGAGGCGGCUCAGUUCACCGGCAGCAGCGUCAUGUGCGGCUUCCUGCAGUACUGCGAGAAGACCAAACCCUGGCAGAAGGUGUGGUGCGUCAUCCCCGAGAAGGAGAGCGUGGUGCUCUACCUCUACGGCGCUCCGCAGGACGUCAAGGCCCAGUGCACGAUCCCCCUCCUGGGCUACUCGGUGGAUGACAGCGCCCGGCCCGCCGACCCCACCGCCAGCUUCCGCCUCUCCCAGUCCAAGUCCACACACAACUUUGCCGCGGACAGCGAGGAGCUCAAGCAGCGCUGGCUGAAAGCGAUUCGAGUGGCGGUGACGGGGGAGGUGCCCGGACGCCCUCAGACCAACGGGGGCGACGGCAACAUGAUGGACAACAAUAACACACAAGAGGCGGGUACCGACAGCUCGUAAGGGAAGGGGGGGGGGGGGGGGGUCAGACUGCUGGAUGGCUCGAGAUAGACGGGACGGGCAGACGAUGUGCUGCACGCACACAAUUCAAACGCACGGUCCUCUUUGCUGUCCUUGAACCCCACAUGGUGGGGGGGGGGGGAGAACAAUCUGCUGCUGGAUGAGCUGCCUUCCCUUGCCACGCUCCUGUUCCCAGUUUCCUCCGGGACGUUCUCAUGGACGAAGAACCUCUGCUUCACUGCUGGAGCGGCGCUGGAUUACUGAAGGGCGUGUCGGUGCAACCACCACGAGAGCAGAGGGGCCUCAGGACUGAUCGACUUCCCUCCAACGGGCACCGCCAAGGACGGCUUUCAUCGUGUCCGCUCCUCUCCAGCUGGUGGACGACCACAAACGUGCACAGCGCCCCCUGCAGGAUGUGAAUCAAAGCGGAAGGACGGUCCAAACUUCCAAACUUAGCUGGUGCUGUAACGCAACUCUGCGUACCUGUACAGUAUAAAUGUGGGAGGGGGAGGGGGGGGGGUCAUUUGUGUUUUUAUGUACAGAAAUCAAUCCCAAACUUUGUUUUGAUAACAUAGAAGACAUCUAAGUACGAUAUAAAAUAUUUACAGGAUGUUGCCCGUUUCCAGAACUGUGAAAAGUAAUCAUGUGGUUGGAUAAUGAUGAUGGUCUCAUCUUCCUCCUCGUCGGUCUCAUGCUAAUCCAACUCUGGAUGCACGUCGGCACCGGUCCUCGCGUGUUCUGGAUGAAGAAAACUACUUUGCUAUUCAAACCAGUUGUACGUAUAAAUGCAGCUGUGCAUAGAAGAAAUCGCUAGAGGAGUUUUUUAUAUUUUAAUCCAGAAUAAACAGUCAACAUCGAAGCCUCGAAGGUUCCCCGCGGAGCCCCCAAGACAUUAUACUGUUUCUAUUUGAGAAGAACUCUCCAUGACAAGUAACGGUAGAGCCAACUUGGUAGAAACUAUGUAAUAAAGCCACACAUAUCUCUGGCCUAACAAUAUGUAUCGUCAUACCUUGCCCAAAUCUCUGGCCCUGGACAGUGCUGCAUGUAUUAAAAGAGCACGCUGCAAUCACGUGCAUCCUACGGCGUAAUAACUGAUGGAUGAUAAUCAUUCAUGUGCAAACGUAAAGAGGAGGAUGAAGAAAGUGAAUUAUUCUCCAGGACAUUCCUGUGGAAGGGAGGGGCCAUCAGGUGUUCCCUUAAUGCAAACGCAGAACAAUCACAGAUUCAAAAGCAAGCUGGUGUGAGAAAUGUAAAUGUGUUUUUAAUGCUGUAAUUAAUUGUGUUAUGUAAAGUAAUUUAUAGAGUAUGAUGAGUAUGAUCUGUUAAAAAGAAAGGAAAAAAGGAGCACAGAUUAGUUCCCCGACUGGACUAAGAAGCGCAGUAGGUAGGUGGUGUUUUCUCCACUAACCCACCGACUGUUCUUCAUCCCCAUGGCGGUGUGCAGAGGCUCACCCCUCUUCAUUCUUCCCCUCCUCAAUAUUCAACUCACAAACAAAGAGCACAAAACAUCAUCUGUACGAUCUGGAUGUGUAUCCAGAUGUUUCAGUCCUCAUUUGAGAAUCUACGCACUUUAGUCUUAUAAAGUGUACCUUAAAAUAAAAACAAGUAUAAACACCAAA
This is a messenger RNA of Pseudoliparis swirei, 5210 nucleotides long. RefSeq names its product FYVE, RhoGEF and PH domain containing 4a (gene fgd4a). Bases 919 to 3594 code for a protein of 891 amino acids. Gene Ontology annotation, molecular function: guanyl-nucleotide exchange factor activity; metal ion binding. The record is from RefSeq and is a predicted model, not a curated record. Gene Ontology annotation, biological process: filopodium assembly; cytoskeleton organization. Gene Ontology annotation, cellular component: cytoplasm. NCBI's taxonomy places the organism in Eukaryota, Metazoa, Chordata, Actinopteri, Perciformes, Liparidae. The transcript has 18 exons.